AUGCGAGAGUUCAACGAAUUCUUUCUUCCGCCGAACAUCUACACUCAAGACGCCGAACAGUACAGCAGUCAGGCACUGAGGCAGCGGCAGAUGCAGCAAAUGGAGAAAAAUGGCGGAAGUAUGCCAUUUACUAAAAUAUUGCAUUUAGAUGCACCUCAGCUGCACUGGAGCUCCACUCAGAGCUCGUACUGGUUAUAA
Gongylonema pulchrum is the source of this 198-nucleotide messenger RNA. The record is from the annotation of a GenBank genome assembly. Lineage: Eukaryota; Metazoa; Nematoda; Chromadorea; Rhabditida; Gongylonematidae.